CGGGCGGGUUCCGUUUCCGGCAGCGGCGGGACUGGGCACGACGGGACGGCCAUGAGCUUCCUGAAGCGGUUCCCGCCGCCAGCCGAGGGCGUCCGGCACCAGCAGCCCCACACCGAGGCCGUGCUGGGCGGCCGCGCCCUGGGCUCCGGCACCCUCUACAUCGCCGAGAGUCGCCUGUCAUGGUUUGAUAACUCUGGUCUGGGCUUCUCCUUGGACUACCCCACCAUAAGUUUGCAUGCUGUCUCCAGGGACCUCACUGCAUAUCCAUGGGAGCAUUUGUAUGUCAUGGUGAAUGCCAAAUUCGAAGAGGAAGAGCCAAAAGAAGAUCCCAUGGCCGAAGGGGAAGAGGAGGAGGAUGACAGCGAUGAUGAUGUUGAACCCAUUGCCGAAUUCAGAUUUGUUCCCAGCGACAAAUCAGCCUUGGAAACCAUGUUCUCAGCCAUGUGUGAGUGCCAAGCCCUGCACCCGGACCCGGAGGAUGAAGAUUCGGACAAUGAUUAUGAAGGGGAUGAGUACGAUGUGGAGGCUCAUGAACUGGGACAAGGUGACAUCCCCACCUUCUACACAUACGAGGAAGGAUUGUCUCACUUGACUGCAGAGGGCCAAGCUACCUUGGAGAGACUGGAGGGCAUGCUGGCCCAGUCUGUGAGCAGCCAGUACAACAUGGCGGGAGUGAGAACAGAAGAUUCUGUAAGGGAGGUAGAAGAUGGGAUGGAGGUGGAGAUAGCACCAACAGUUGCAGGGCAAUUUGAAGAUGCAGAAGUUGAUCACUGAGGACACACUGCUAUUCCUCUAGUGCCACUUCCAGAGUAAGUUGAAGGCGCUGCAGUGACUAUCAGAAAUUAACCCUUCUGUAUUAAUGACCUAAGCAUGGACGUCUAGGUCUGUAAAUGCUUUUAUAGAUGUGCUUUAAAACAGGGUUUGACAUUUGUGACCACUGUGGGUUUAUUUAAAGGAUAAAACAAUAAAACCUCUUGCAUUUAACACCUGAAAGGGGCUAAUCAUGGCUUGUUUCUAGGAAGCCUUUGUAGAAAUUCUAGGAAUUAAGAGAUAAAAUUGUAAUUAGAACAGAAUUCUAGAUUGUCCUAGAAUUUUUCCAUAUUUUUGUACCUGUUCAGUGAGUCGGCCACGGAUGAUAGAAACAGAAAUGUUACAAGAUUGGCGAAGAGAAGUAAGGUCAGGUGAGGCUGCAAAGCAAACUAAAUUUAAAGCCCUGCAAAACUGACUUUAUCUGUUCAGUACUCGUGUGCUGUCAUUUCUUUAAUGACAGUGCAGGGGUGCGGGGAGAGACUGGGAUGCAAUCCAUGAAGUCAGGAGAUGAGCUUUGUUUUGUGUCUUCGUAAUAAAUGUUUAACAAGCUUGUUAAAUAAACUUAGACUUUUGUAUCUCA
This is a messenger RNA of Gavialis gangeticus (Gharial), 1390 nucleotides long. It is a transcript of the gene CLNS1A, whose product is annotated as chloride nucleotide-sensitive channel 1A. The record is from RefSeq and is a predicted model, not a curated record. Gene Ontology annotation, biological process: chloride transport; cell volume homeostasis; mRNA cis splicing, via spliceosome. The transcript has 8 exons. Gene Ontology annotation, cellular component: spliceosomal complex; cytosol; plasma membrane. NCBI's taxonomy places the organism in Eukaryota, Metazoa, Chordata, Crocodylia, Gavialidae. Bases 52 to 774 code for a protein of 240 amino acids.